AUGACAAUGGAGAUCGCGCUUCCGGUUUCUUUGUGUACUCAGGUGAAGCCGUUCAAGACUGGAUGGAGGAUUCAAGUGAAGAUCUUGCAUCUACGGAAGCAGUACACCACCACUUCCGGAGAGACCAUAGAAAUGAUUCUUUGCGAUGUUGAGGGAAGCAAGAUCCACGGAAGUGUACGGAAGCAGGAUGUAAAGCGUUACGAGAGGUAUCUCGAAGUCGGUGCCUGGAAGCUCAUACAGAAUUUCACGGUGGCGCAUGCAACCGGCCACUACCGCACAACCCCGAACCCUUACAAAUUAGCUUUCAUCAAGGAGACGUUUGUGCUUCCGUCAACGAAUCUUAGCGACGGUAACUACUUGAUGCUGGCCAGUUACAGGCAUAUCCACGAAGGAAAUGUGAAUGAGAGCAUCUUACAUGACAUAAUAGGUCAAGUCAUCAGUGUUGGACCGAUGGAAGAAGUCGAUACGCAGAACAAAAAACAUAAAAAAAUGGAGAUAGAACUUCGGGAUGGAAGUGAUGAUCGAAUUGGAUGUACUUUGUGGGGGCCAAUGGCUGCGGAUAUGCUCAUCGCCGCAGAAGGCCAAAUUGAUUUCUCUACUUCGAUGGGCAAAAGUGAGGGAAUUCCAAGAGGUCAAGAAUGUGUCCAAUGCCUACAGUUCCUCCGUGAUGCUGAUCAAUCCACCGUAUCCAUAAACAAUUACUUUCGCGAAAAGGUUACUACAUUACCCAUCCCAAACGAUGGCCAAUUGUUGACAAUUGCUUUCAGCAAACCUGAUACGCAGUUGGUUAUUAAAAAGGAGCAAGAGGAAUACUGGGAUUUGUUUCCAACAUCGACCCUUUGCGAGGUUCUUGCUUUAGAUACCGUUGCCACUGCCAAAAUCAUAUGUACUGUGUACGCUAUCGACACAUAUAUGGGGUGGUACUACAUUGCGUGUCCUAAAUACCAGCACAACAAGGUGAAGAAAGUCCUUCCUGGUCCUAAUCAGAAGGUAGUCCCCGGUUCCAAGCAGAAGUGGUUUGUCUUAAGUGUAAUGCAAACAUUACCAAUGUUAUACAAGUUGCAUGUCAAGGUGAUGGAUAGCACUCGGGAUACCAAUCUCAUAUUAUUUGAUUCCCUGGCAAAAGUGAUUGUUCAGAAUGACGCAUUAGAGUUACUUGGCGGUGUAAUCGACGAGGAUGUACCAAUUGAUAUUACUUUGACACAGCUCAAAGAUCCUGAGGACUUGCCUGAAGGGUUACAGGCUUUGUGUGCAAUGACAUUUCAGUUUGUAAUAGCCGUCGACAAAGAUAAUCUUGGAGGAGGGCAUAACACUUACAAAUUCAUCAAGGUCCUUUCUACACUUGGUAUGAUUGAUGAAACUGAAGCGCUCACCGAAUCAGCUAGGGAUGUUACUCCAUCUGAACUCAUUUCCGACAGCAAUGAAGUCGUUCUUGAAGAAGGGACGUUGAACGAAGGUACGCCGAUUUCCAAAAAACGUGGCGAGAGCGGGGCAGAUGGGAGUUUGACGGAUUUGGAAAGUUCAAACAAGAAAGCACGUCUGAAAGAAGUGAAGAUUGAGAAGAUUGAGAAGAUGAAGGGAAUGGCGUAG
Molecule: messenger RNA, 1590 nt
Organism: Microthlaspi erraticum
Lineage: Eukaryota; Viridiplantae; Streptophyta; Magnoliopsida; Brassicales; Brassicaceae
Source: the annotation of a GenBank genome assembly